This is a messenger RNA of Salpingoeca rosetta, 3687 nucleotides long. Its product is annotated as TKL/DICTY4/DRK protein kinase. The coding region runs from base 331 to 3687 and encodes 1118 amino acids. The transcript has 14 exons. NCBI's taxonomy places the organism in Eukaryota, Choanoflagellata, Craspedida, Salpingoecidae. The record is from RefSeq and is a predicted model, not a curated record. Gene Ontology annotation, biological process: protein phosphorylation. Gene Ontology annotation, molecular function: ATP binding; protein kinase activity; protein binding.
ACUUUUUAUGCUGUCGUACCCUGCUGCCUCGCGCACGCUUGCUGCUCGCUGGGUUUGCUUUCAACCGCUGUCUUCCAACAACCACGCAGCACCCAGCCCCCUCCACCUCCAGCCAGCGCUGUCAGUGUUGUCAAAUCAUCAAUCAACACCAAACGAACAGCAAGGCAAGCCGCUGGCUCAGCCGCAAACAAGCGCGCGCACAGACACGCAUACAUAGCAAAACCCCCCAUCACCAUCACCACAAACCAUCAACAGCACACAGCUAUUACUCUACACAUACAUCACAGCACAACAUCACACCACAGCUUCGUCCUUGCCAAAACGGCAGAGAUGACGAUGGGUGCGCAACAAGCACAGGGACAACGACAACGCCACCGGCGGCAACGCCCGAGGGACGUCGCUUGCCUGCUGCUGAAAGUGUUGACGAUGGCUAUGACAUGCACAACGCUGCUGGCAUCCCCGAGCAUCGCGCAGAACCGCGCUGUUCUGAACGCAUGGACCCUGGCCGGGUCCUCGCGUGUGAUCCCGGCACCACGCGUGGGCGCAUCGCUCAUGUCGCCCUCCAACAACGUCGUCAUCCUGUACGGCGGUCUCACCGAGAACGAGGAGAGUAACGACGAGGACCAGCUGCUCGCCCUCGGCGACCUGUGGUCAUACAACUUGCGCGAUGACAACUGGGUGCAGUUGCCCACGCCACAGGGCAUAGAACCGCGUGGCUUCCACGCCAUCACAGAUCUGUUCGUCGUGCACAUGCGCGCGUUCAUCUUCGGCGGCUAUGUCCCUGCAGACGAAAAUAGUAGCGUGGCAAUGGUGCCGAGCGACACUUUGCUGGAAGUGCGUGGUCGAGAACCAGCGCUGACCAUCACGGAGAUACCAAAACCAACAGAUCCCGACGCACCGUGGCCCUCGCCCCGGCUUCUCCACACCAUGAACCAGGUUGCCCCGCAGAACGACGUGCUCUCGCGCUGCGGCGUUGUAUUCGGCGGCCUUGGCGCCAACAACACCCCCUUGGGCGACACCUGGCUGUACAACCCGGAGACGCAGGUUUGGACAGAGCUCACAGGCACACCGUCGCCGCCUGCGCGCUUCGCCCACAUCACCGCCAUCGUGCGCAACCGAAUCGUCAUGCUGUCCGGCUGCCGUGUCGCGGGAGACAGCGCGGGAUGCCCCGAGGGCCAACUCCCCGACGUCUGGGAGCUCACCGUGUUCGACGGUGCGUGCACGAGCGGCCAGUGGCGCCGCGUUGCCAACCUCACCGUCACCGCGCCCGGCCGCUACUUUGGCGGCAGCAACACCGUCGCCAUCGGAGACGACCUGAUUGCGAUUGGCGGGCUGCAGGGCGACCGUCGCGCCUACUACCACCUCAAGAUCACCGCGACCGACGCCGGCGGCGUGCAGUCUGUUGACUGGGGCUUCAACGCCAUCAACUUUGCAUCCAUCGUGCCACCUGCCCGCGAAGGGUUCAGCAUCACGCAAACCCACCGUGGCGGUGGUGCUAGCGAUGCGGCCGUCAUGUUUGGCGGCGCCGCCCCGCUCUCCUUCCUCCAGGACACGUGGCGCUUUGGCACCGCAGGCCCCUUCUGGUCGCCCAGCGUCUCCGACCGUGUUGUGCCGCUUGAGCUUGUGCUGCCCGGCUAUGCCGUCAGCGGACAGAAGGCGUACAUUGUGGGCGGGCAGACAGUCUCUGGCGAGCGGAACCGCGGGCUUUGGGAGUAUGAUCUUGCCACCAACGCGUGGAAGCUGCUCAAUGGACAGCUGAACAAUGAUGCCGGCGGCGCGUGUCUCGUCAAGCUCAAUGCUGACACCCUGGCCACGUUUGGCGGCGCAAGCGACUUGCCGACUGGGUUCUUUGCCGGGUACAGCGUGCUGCUUGACCACCUCCUCAUUGUGCACGGCGGCCUCGAGCAGAACAACGGAUCCUGGGUCGCGACACGGGACUUGUUCACCCUACAGCACUCUGAGAUUGGAUGGUCGUGGCGCGAGCUGAGCAUGGCCAACCUCCCCUCCAGUGACCGCUUCGGGAUGGCCGCGUUUGUCCUGGAGACGCAGCCGCCCGUGUUCACUGUUGCUGGCGGCGCGGCGCUGACGGCCCAGCAGCUGCGGCCAAUGCAGAACCAGCACACCACCCUGCUCGGCUGCAACGCGGGCGAGUUCUCGCCCGUAUUUGGCGAGUACGUGUGCCGCCCCUGCCCAGAGGGAACAUACAACGACGACGCCGGCGCCACGCGCUGCGUGCAGUGCCCCGGCAUCAGCACUACCGUUGGCGAGGGCGCAGUCGAGGAAGAGGAGUGCAACGCGUGUCGUCCGGGCACGUGUGUCCACGGCGCGUGUGUGCUGGAUGUCACCACGCAGGUGUUUGACUGCCUGUGCAACUCGGGCUGGGCCGGAUCGCGGUGCGACGUGCAUGUUGCUGCCAUCUUGGCUGGCACCACCGUCUCUGCCGCCGUUGUAGCUGUCGCCGUGUUCUUCAUCACGCGCCGGGUGAAGCGCGGGUUCUCGCGCAUGCAGAAGUUGCAGGACCUGCAGGAGCGCCUGAUUGAAGAGUCCCGCGUCGAGCUGAGCGAGCUUAAACGCGCCUGGGAGAUCAUCCCUGAUGAUCUGACGUUUCUGCGUCGGAUUGACGGCGGCAGCGAGGGCGCAUAUGGCGAAGUCUGGCUCGCCGCGUGGCAGGAUCGGGAGGUUGCUGUGAAGAAGCUUCGCUCGUCCAUCCUGUCGCUUGACGAACACGCCAUCGAUGACUUUGAUGCCGAGGUCUCCCUCAUCCGCUCCCUCAGGCACAGAAACAUUGUGCUGUUCUAUGGUGCUGGUGUGAUGGAUGAAGGGCCCUUUCUCGUCACGGAGUUUAUGGCGCGCGGCUCCCUUUCUGCCAUUCUCAAGAGCAAUGUUGAGCUGUCGUACAGUCGCCUGCUCGGCUUUGCAGAGGACAUGGUGCAUGGUGUCAUGUUUCUGCAUGAACUUCAGCCCCCACGCAUGCACCGCGACAUCAAGAGUGCAAACCUUCUGGUGUCUGAGAACUGGGUCGUCAAGGUCGCAGACUUUGGCACGGGACGGCUGUGCGGCCAGGAGCAGGCCACUGACGUUGUCGCUGCCAUGGACUUUGCGUCUGCCACCAUGACGACUGCGGUUGGCACGCUCCUGUGGACGGCGCCGGAAAUUUUGUCCAGUCAGCCGUACGGCCCGCCAGCAGACGUGUACAGCGUGGGCAUUGUGCUGUAUGAGAUUGCCACGCGGCGGGAGCCGUACGAAGAGCUCCAUGACACAUCCACGUGGACGCUGCGUGAGAAAAUCAUCGAUGGGGUCCGGCCAAGCGCAGGCCUGUCCACUGCAGACACUGCAGUCGCUGGUGCUGGCGGCCUUCUGGCGGACUUGUCAGAUGACGCAAAUGGCGGUGACGAAGCGAAGGCGCACGUGCACCUGCAGAAGAGGGACAACGGUGGCGUUGGCGGCGCACAUGUGCAAUUUGCCGACCGCACUGAUGACCACGGUGGCGUGCAGGGCGGGCGCGGAGCCGAUGACACGGAACACGAUGAGCCGCUGGAGGCGCCUGGUGAUAUCACCACCGAUCGCACUCCGCUGGCGCACGAGCCAAGAUUUGUGCAGCUGAUGCAGGCGUGUUGGGCGGGGCGGCCAGAAGAGCGACCAACCAUGCGGCAGGCAUCGCAGGUCCUGGAAGUGCUGAGGCGUUGA